This is a messenger RNA of Cryptomeria japonica (Japanese cedar), 4947 nucleotides long. RefSeq lists its product as uncharacterized. NCBI's taxonomy places the organism in Eukaryota, Viridiplantae, Streptophyta, Pinopsida, Cupressales, Cupressaceae. The record is from RefSeq and is a predicted model, not a curated record. The coding region runs from base 794 to 4618 and encodes 1274 amino acids. The transcript has 11 exons.
AGUUUUGCCACGCGAUCCGCGCGCCUGUAUAAUAUCGAUUUCCGCAUAUCGUUGUCACGAAUAUAAUAUGGUAACAACUGCAACAGAGGAGCUUUGGAAAAUUGGAAGUUGGGGCCCAUCUGUAUAUAUGUUUGGGUUAUCGGAACAGGUCUCGAACCCCUCACUUGUGUUGCGUUUUCCCAUCCGGGUCAAAUUUAGGUGUCAGGAAGAUCUGACAGUGCUUAUGGAUUUGUCUGGGUUCGAACCCGGGUCUUCGGUUUUAUGGAUUCCUACUUUCCUUUAUUUAAUCUCCCCUCUGGUACGUACAGGGUUUUCCCCUCACAUGGGAAGCAUGCUUGCAUUGGGUAGUUCAAGUCAAUGGGCACUGGCGAGCUCGCAGCAUUGUGAUCGGUCUCUUAAGAGAAAUUUUCUCUGCCGCAUUGAUUACAUGAAGUUCUAAAUUUCGGCACAAUAAGUGGUCUGGCUUCUGUCAUUCCCACUCGCGUCACGAGCUUCCUAUUUAUUUUGAGAAUUAGUUUUAAUGAGUUUAGUUUAUUUUAUGGAAGCGAAGUCAGGCGCAACGCGAGAUGCGGAAACUAAUUAAGAACGGAUCAAUGUUCAGAUUUUAGUGGCAUUUUAUAUUUUUUCAAGAUGAAGAUUUGAGGCGAGGAAUAUAAAAUAUUUCCACCGUCACAGCAUGGGCGACUUUUAGUAGUGGGAUUAUUUUGCUUCAACUCCUCGGAGCUAUAUCGUCCUCCUCUCUGCCUAAGUUCAUUCACAGAAAUCUACUGUGGCACUGAACCUUUGUCUUCAGAUGGAGCUUGACUUCGAUGCUGAUUUCGUUAAAGCUGAAGAGGAAUCCUUGGGUACUCUGGUUAGAAGGAAUUCCAAAGCUGAUCGAGGGAGAAAUUUGAAGGAAAACGUUGCUAAUGAUACAGUGAAGCCUGAAAUGAACAUGGAUUUUGUGACAUCUGGAGGAGAGAAUAUUGCUAUUAAUUCAGCGACUAGUUCACUGGAAAAGGCAGCGAACAUGACAUGUAAGGGAGAAACGAAAAUGAACGCGAAUUUUGCCUCGUCUGACGAAGAAUCCUCCAGUACUCUGGUUUUAAACACUUCUGAACUUAACACAGGAAGAAAUUUGAAGGAAAAUGUAACUAAUGGUUGCAAGACCAUUAUCGGCGAAAUUGAAGCCGGAUUCAUUGAAGUUGAAAACAGGGAGGUAAAUCUAGGCGGCAAAAGCUUUGAGGCUGAACAAUCUCAAGUAACCAAGGUUGAACAUUCCGAACGGCAUGAAAAUAAAGAAUAUUUUAAUGGAGGGUCCAGUGCAUAUCCUCCCAGCGUGGACCCGUCAAAUAAAUCUGCAGUCUUGACGGAGAUGCCUGUUGAUUCGACGCAUCUAAAAGCCUCGUUACAAUCAAGCGUGUACUAUGUGGAGGACACAGGUCUAUGGAAAUGUCGCCACUGCAGUUGGGUCUACCCAGGAACAAAUCCUGGAGUAGAGUUCAUACAGAAACACAAAGAACAUUGCGAAGGUAUGAAUAAUAAGGAAGCGUUGUUUGAGCAGGUCUUCCCUGUCAAGCUUGAAUUUCAGAAGGGCUCUCAAAUCAAUGCAAAUUUGGACAGAGGAAGUGAAACUAUUGAUUAUGAAAGUAAAGAAACUGAAUUUGUUAUGUCUGAGAUGGUGAGCCAAACCAUGACAGAGAAGCAAAAUGAUCAGAAAUGGCCUAGUGCAGAAGGCAUUCGGGAAAGCUAUUAUACAGAUUCAGAAACUUCCACUGGGGCAUAUGUAACUCAAUCAAUUCUUACAGGAAAGUUUAAUCAAAUAGAAAACAUAAAAAAUGAAAAGAGUGCUUUUCUUGAUUCACAUAUUUUUUCAGAGAUUGGAAGUACUGCUACUGUGAGAGAUGAAGGGCUUACGAGUAAUGAAUGUCAAGACAAAGAAGAAAAUUCAGUGAUUAAAGAAAAUCAUCAUUGGAAUGGUGUGUUCAAAACUGUCUUACAGCAAUCACAAGAUGUAUUUUUAAGGGAAAAAGAUGAGAAACAACUGAGAGAAAACCAGAUUAGGAUACUUGAGAAAAGUGCAUUGGAAGGAAACGUAGAAGAUAUUGUCAAAAUUCUGAAGGAACAGCAAUCACAUGACUUAGUUUGCCCUAACUGUGGAUCAUGCAUAACUAAACGAGUCAUUUUACGUAAAAGGAAGCGGACAAGUCUGGUUUCAGAAGGUAAUACUGAUGUACGAGCUGCUGUAUCAGAAGAAGAAGACGAAAUAACUGGAGACCAGAGCAACAGGCCAGACAUUGAACAUGUUGAAGAAACUGAAGCUUUUGGAUGCUUGGCAUGCUUUUCCCUUUUCUUCCAAAGAGUGGUGCCAGGUGUUAAAUUUUUUCAAACCAAAUCAGGAUCUGGCAACAACAGUUUGGCCGAGCAAUACCCAUCUGAGAAUCUUCAAGACUCAAGAAUGCUGUUAGAGAAAGAGAAAGAUAGCUUUUAUUGCUUUCCAUUUAUUUAUCCUUGGGGCCACAGUAAACCAGGAGACAAACUGAAAGAACCUUUACUCAACAAACAAUAUUCUGAAAAAGGAAAAGCAUUGGCUUUAGAUGAAAGUGAUUCUUAUGGGAGGUUGGAAUCAGGUGCAAAAGCUGAUUAUGCCAUUGAAACUUCUCAGAGAAAGAGUGGAAAGGAGGCAGAAAGCAUACCAAAGACAAUGUCUUCAGAAUCUAAUUUGAGAAUUGUUGACGCCCUCCACCAGAAUGUAGCUUUAAGUGCAAUACCAACUACAACUAUUGGAACUGGGAUCCUGUUGAAGAAUGACGGAGAGAAAACUACAGCAGUAAAUGAAGUUGGUCUAGACGAAGAUCACACAGUUGCAGAAAAUGUCAAAUUGGAUUCCCUGUUGAAUGUUUCUGACAAAGAUGAUGAUGCAGUUAAAGAAUUCACGGAAAAGCUACCAAAUCGAGCAGCAAGUCAUUCGAACAUCACUAUUCAGAAUAUAGCGACCUACACGUCCACUACAACAAAAUCAACUCUCACAUAUUCAAGUCGAGUGGACAAUGUAGAAAUCAAAGAAACAAAUUAUACAGCUACAGAGACAACAAAAACUACUCCAUAUCUGAAUGGAGAUAGUGAAUCCCUACAACUAGAAGAACAACAUCCACGGCUUCCAAAUUUAGAAGUUACUGAAGGCCGAUUUAAAAUUCCACCUUCGAUUAGCAUUCCCGCUCUAAAUGACCAAACUGGUCAAGUUGAGGCAAAAUUAGAAGUACCCAAUGAGUCUGUAUCUGAAGAAAUAUCAGAUAGGCAUGUUCAGCAUGCGGAUAAACUUGCUGAAUCAAAACAGUUGGAGAAGCAGCAUGUAUAUCAGAAAGAUGUGAAAGGGACAGAAGAUCAUCUGACAGAACUUUCUUUUAGUGCUUCUUCUGCCUUAAGUGAAGAGCACCAGCAGAGUAAAACAGAACAACACUAUGUAUACGCAUCCUCAAAACAUGUGGAUAAAGUUCCUUGUGAAAUAGAGACAAGCAUGGAUGAGAAUAGGAUUCGUCCACAGUUAGUCACACAGGGAGAAGCGUCCAAUGGGAUGCCAGACACGGCAGGAAAUAAAGAGUUACUCAGAAGUGAACAUCAACCCAAUGAUUUGGAACGGAAUAUGGUAGUAGGAAAAGCCCAAUCAGAUAAAAAAGAUUACCUCUGCAGUUGUAUUCCGGUUUCUAUACCAACUAUCUGGUCAAUGUGGUCUUCCAAGGAACUCAUUGCAGAUGAGCAACUGAAGAAACCUCUUUUAGCUGAUCCCGAAAACAAAUUAACCAUUGACAAGGAGGUACCAGUGGCAUUGAGAGAUGACCAACAAGGGAAGGUAAUAUUUCCUUCAAAAUUAGACAGUAUUGAAUCAAGCGAUUCCGUGGAAACACAAGAUCCUGCAACUCUUGUACAAAGAAAAGUGGAUGAUUCUGUUUGGCCAAACAAAGUAGAUUCUGUUUUACAGAGCUCAGAGAUCUCUCAAGAUUCUACAGUGAUAAAUAUUGUACAAUCGGAUGAUUUUCAACAAGCAAAUACAGGCACAUCAGUUUCUGAACUCUCAAAAAGACCAAAUACAGAGAUUGCAGAUCUGAAAGUAGUAACUGAUUGGGAUUUACUGAAAAGUAUUGUAUAUGGUGGUUUGACUGUGUCAAUUACAACCCUUGGAGUUGUUUCAUCUACAGCUGGUGGGGAGGCAAAAACAUUGACUGUGAUUGCGAUUGGCCUUGCAAAUUUGGUUGCUGGAUUCUUUCUGAUAAUAAAAAAUAUUUUGUAUCUUGAUCAUUUUCACCGAGAUGAGUUCAUAGAAACAAUCGGACACAGAUUUUGGUUCAAUGGAUUUAUAGCAACAGUUUCCUACCUUAUUUUCGGAUCACUGGCACCAAUUACCUAUGGCUUCUCUUUCCAAAAGAGUGAUGACACGCUGUAUAAAUUCCUUGCAGCAAGUGUAGUAUCUUUGAUUUCUAUCAUCCUGCUUGCUUUAGGGAAGGCUCGAGUUACCAAAAAGUCUUACAUUAAAGUUGUCAUUCUGUAUGUUGUUACUGGUUUUUGGGCAUCUAUUGUUGGUUUUUUUGCAGGCAAAUAUAUUAAGAAGCUACUAGAAAAGUGGGGAUUUACAACUGAUUGAGGAUGCCAACAAUAUCCUGUUCUAACAGUUGAACUACUGUUGCCUAGAGCCUCAUUUUCUGUCUAUUUUCUUAACCAAUUCUGACCAGUUAAAUGUGUCAUCACCACCUUCCCGUAAGGGAUCAAGUUUUUAUUGCUCUGUGCUGCUUCUACCUAGAAUUAACAUUACAUGUGCAGUUAGUGAGGCAUCAAUUUGAAGUGUAUAUAUCAACAGCCAGACAUAUUAUAAGGAAUCGUACUUUACUCUGCAGACCUAUUAUAAGUGUUCUUCAUUUGUCAAAAUUAGUUAGCAUAUUUAAUAAAAUGGGUUUCCAUCUUUUAAUUAUUUAA